Enterobius vermicularis (human pinworm) is the source of this 282-nucleotide messenger RNA. The record is from the annotation of a GenBank genome assembly. NCBI's taxonomy places the organism in Eukaryota, Metazoa, Nematoda, Chromadorea, Rhabditida, Oxyuridae.
AUGCUGCGUGAGGCUCCUGUAUGCUGCCUGUUAGCUGUGGGUCAAGUCGAUGAAGAAAAAAACCUGAUACUGAGAAACUUGUUGCAAGUUAUGGGGUAUGGAGGUGGCAGUCAGUCAGCCAUCAAAGGAGUUAUUGUGCAGUUCAGUUCUGCUGUUAAGUCAAUGCAGACGUCUACUACAACAGCCUCGGUAUCUGUGUUAGGUUCCGAGAAGGAACUGCGGCAAGACGCUGAAGCUGCAAGUAAAAUAGUUUGUUAUAAACGUGAUAGAAGGACUAUGUGA